UGCUAUUGCUCUGAUUAAGGAAGGCAUCUAAACUUUAUCAAAAAAGCAAGGCAUCUAAACCUUUUAUCAAAAAAAAAAAAAAAAGGAAGGCAUCUGAACCCAGCCUAAAAUUUCCACCCGGAAUAAAAUAUAUGUUAAGAUCUAACACCAAAGCUAUUGCUCUAACACAUUGCAUUCAACAAACCACAAACUCUCUGUUUUUUCCCUUGAAGCUUUCCCUUUUCCAUCUGGCAACAAUCUUUGUUGUGCGAUUACUACCAUACCCAACCAUGGCUCUCGAACUGGUUGGUGAAGGUUUGCUUUCUGCUUCCCUUGAGCUGUUGCUUGAUAGGAUGGCUUCUCAAGAUGUCAUGGACUUCAUUCGUGGAAAGAAGCUUGAUCAAGGGCUGUUCAACAAGUUGAAGAUCAUGUUAUUGUCUGCUAACAGAGUGCUUAAUGGUGAUGAGAUGAAGCAACUCACUGAUAGAGAUGUGAGGAAAUGGCUGAACGAGCUCAAAGAUGCAAUCUACAAUGCAGAGGACUUGGUGUACGAGAUCAACACUGAAGCUCUACAAUAUGAGAUUGAAAGUCAAUCUGGAAGCCACACAUUAUUUCAGGUAUGCAACUUCUUCUCGUUUAGAAUCACUAUUAAGAAUAUAGAAGCCAAGAUUGUGGAGAUUCUAAACACCCUAGAAUUUCUUAUGGAACAAAAGAAACAUCUUGGUUUGGUAGAAGGUAGUGUUCAAACCAAACCUUUCCCAAGAUUAUCUGCAGCUACUUUGGUUGAAGAAUCUGAUAUUUAUGGGAGGGAUGCUAAUAAGGAAGCCAUCACUAAGUUGUUGCUAUCUGAAUCUGAUGAAGCAAGUGGAGGUAGCGACAGAAUAUCUAUGAUUUCCAUUGUCGGUAUGGAUGGGAUCGGUAAGACCAUGCUUGCUCAAUCUGUUUACAGGACUAUUGGUGAUAGGAUCAUGACCAAACCCUUUGACAUCAAAGCUUGGAUUACGGUGUCAGAAGAAUCUGAUGUUUUCACAUUAACAAAAGCAAUUUAUGAGGCAUUCACUAAUUCCGAAAAUUGCACCAUCAAGGAAAAUUUUCAACUUCAACUUAAACUGAAGGUUUUUUUGGAAGGGAAAAAAUUUCUCUUAGUUCUCGACGAUGUUUGGAAUGUGAAUUAUAAAUGUUGGUAUGAUCUAAAGAGUUCAUUUGAAUCAGCUACACCUGGAAGUAAAAUUAUUGCAACAACACGCAUUAUAGAAAUUGCUUCAAUAAUGGCUGGGGCUCCAAAUCAAUAUCAACUAAAAGAAAUCCCAAAUGAAGAUUGUUGGAGACUAUUUGAAAAACAUGCCCUCGGCAACGUACAGCCAAGUGUUUAUCAAAAAUGGGAAAAAAUUGGUCGACAAAUUGUUCAAAAAUGCGAAGGGCUUCCUUUAGCAAUAAAAUCAGUCGGUGGUCUUUUGCGCUCAAAACAAGAUCCUAAAUAUUGGGAAAAUAUACUAAAGAAUAAUAUAUUGAAUUUGCACAGUGUGAUAUUCUUUCAGCUCUGUGGUUAA
Ziziphus jujuba (common jujube) is the source of this 1529-nucleotide messenger RNA. Its product is annotated as putative disease resistance RPP13-like protein 1. The record is from RefSeq and is a predicted model, not a curated record. Gene Ontology annotation, biological process: defense response to other organism. Bases 132 to 1529 code for a protein of 465 amino acids. The transcript has 2 exons. Lineage: Eukaryota; Viridiplantae; Streptophyta; Magnoliopsida; Rosales; Rhamnaceae. Gene Ontology annotation, molecular function: ADP binding.